UCCAUACAUAUCAUCUAACAAUUCUUUAUUUAAGUCUAUUUCUUUCUGAUCUGAUAACUGAUCGAGAAUAAUUUGCACCAUGAACAAAAAGAAAUUCGUUGAUUGUUUUAUGUUGAUGGGUACUGCUUUAUCAUUGCGGGGUGGUGAAAAAUUGCCGGAAAUGGGAAGACCAUUAAUUCAAGAUGUUUUUACAACUUACGUGACACUAUCGUUUUCUCUUGAAGAAUUUAACAUCGAUGACAUUAAAAACAUGAAUGUCGAAAUAUCAGGACUGCUAAAUCAAAAGUGGAGAGACCCAAGACUGGGCGCCAAUGUAAGAACGAGAAAAAUGGCUGUCGCUGGCCAAAUCUGGAAACCAAAAGUUACCAAUACGGAAGGUAGAAAUACCAUGUGCAACAACGAAGACACUAUGUUCUGGAGAGGGUUUGGGGACGAAGGAGAUGUCCUAUUAAGUGAAAAAGUCAAAAUUGCAACAAAAUGCACGACCAACUUUAAUAACUUCCCUUACGACACACAGUUCUGUGAAUUAAAAUUUGGUUCGUAUCGCUUUCCUGAAGAAGAAGUCUCUUUCAUCUGGGAUAAAUACGCUGUUGAAUACUUCACUGACACUAUUUCAAAUGAAUUUAGAAUAAUCAAUAUUACCACAUAUCUUAAGCACGACAUAAGACCUUCUGGAAAUUUUAGUAUUGCAGUAAUUCAAAUAGCUAUAGAACGUCAAAAUUUGCACUAUUUAAUUUGCUCUAUAACACCAUGUGUACUAAUUAGUCUUAUAAACUAUUUAACGCUUUGGUUUGAUGUUAACAACAGAACAUCCAGGUUAAAUUUAAAUUUUAUUUCUUUCGGAGUUACUUUGUAUUUUUAUUAUAUGUCCACGUGUGUUCUGCAACCAGUGUCCUAUUUUAAGGCCCUAGAUAUUUUUACUGGUGUUUCUUUAUUGUUCUCAGUUUUAAGUAUGCUAGAAUCUUUGAUAGUUGAUAGUUUUUGUAAUGCUGAAGAAGACAUAUACCACUUGAAGAAGAGAGCUUGCAGAAAAGAGUACCCAAAAUCUGUUUACUGGUUGGAAAUGUUAACAAAAAUUUCUGUUCCUUGUUUCUACACAUUUUUCAUUUCAAUGUAUGGAUCAAUAUAUGUAAAAUAAUUUUCUAAAGUUUAAAAUAUUAUUUGUACAUAUUUAUCUAUUACAUUUAACCAAAUAAAGAACAUGUGUAUAA
This is a messenger RNA of Aethina tumida (small hive beetle), 1211 nucleotides long. RefSeq names its product glycine receptor subunit beta. Gene Ontology annotation, biological process: nervous system process; regulation of membrane potential; chemical synaptic transmission. The transcript is spliced from 4 exons. The coding region runs from base 80 to 1138 and encodes 352 amino acids. The record is from RefSeq and is a predicted model, not a curated record. Lineage: Eukaryota; Metazoa; Arthropoda; Insecta; Coleoptera; Nitidulidae. Gene Ontology annotation, molecular function: neurotransmitter receptor activity; extracellular ligand-gated monoatomic ion channel activity; transmembrane signaling receptor activity. Gene Ontology annotation, cellular component: neuron projection; synapse; membrane.